GGAACCCUCAUUUCAUUAUGUGUAAAAUGGGGAUUAUAUCACCAAGCAGAAUUGUUAUAAGGAUCAAAAUCACUUAAGUAAAAUACUUAGCAUGUAGUAUUCAUUAAAUAAAUGGUAGCUUUUUAUAAAUAUAUCUUUCUUAUAUACAAGUGUUUGAGGUUCAUGGAGAACUUCAAAACAAUAUUCUUUAAUAUUUUAAUCAAUAUAACCUCCUUUAUAUAGGGUGGCAAUUCAGAGAAAUUGCAUGCAAUUAAUAGGAACAAAAUACAUUACUCAAAAAAAUAUUCUCAUAAAAAUUACUACUAGAACAGUUUUAAUCUUGGGUACAGUUUUGUGCCUAUAAAAUAAAAUGUACUUAAGAAAGAAAGAUAACUUAUGUAAUAUAGCCUAUUUUCACAAAGCUUCAUGUCUCUGCCCUCUCCACACUCUGGAGAUCACAGAUUAAGUCAUGGCCUACCCUUUUCAAGUCAUUCCCAGGGGUAAACAAAAAAAAAUAAAAAGAGAGAGGAGGAGGAGGAUACCUUUGCCCUCAAAAAAUGCUAAGUUUUCUUAGUGGAAAGUUUCCCACAUCAUUCUCGAGAUGGGAGGCUGAUACAGCACUGCUGAUAAGGGUCAAGCCCCAGACCCAGGAAACCUUACAUUUAUCUCUUAUCACAGGAAGCAGUGGAACCAGGCUUCUUUCUGGCAAUGUCCCACAGGUUCAGAGAUGUUAAGAUUUGCCACAUACUGGCCCACUUAGCCUAAGAUAUCUAACCAUAUCAGUAGUAUCAUUCAAAAUAAAAAAUCUUUUUAUGGACUUUCUUAUCAGUUUUAGUUCUCACUUUGUACAGUUCUCUCACAUUGCACUUUCCUAAACCUUUGUCAUGACAGUAGACAGUCUGGGAAAUAGGAAUGGAAAAAGACAUCAAAGAAUCACGUGCUCUAGCCUUUCUGUCUGUGGACUCUGCUGAGGAAGCAUCAUUGAAGUCUCUCUUCCCACUGCCGUCAUGUCUAAGUCAGUCUCCUAAAGAACCUGGACAGCUGCAGAAGCUAUUCAUCGGAGGGUUGAGCUUUGAAACGACCGAUGAGAGUCUGAGGAGCCAUUUUGAGCAAUGGGGAACGCUCAUGGACUGUGUGGUAAUGAGAGAUCCAAACACCAAGCGCUCCCGGGGCUUUGGGUUUGUCACAUACACCACCGUGGAGGAGGUGGAUGCAGCGAUGAAUGCACGGCCACACAAGGUGGAUGGAAGAGUUGUAGAACCAAAGACAGCUGUCUCCAGAGAAGAUUCUCAAAGACCAAGUGCCCACUUAACUGUGAAAAAGAUCUUUGUUGGUGGCAUUAAAGAAGACACUGAAGAACAUCACUUAAGAGACUAUUUUGAACAUUAUGGGAAAAUUGAAGUGAUUGCAAUUAUGACUGACAGAGGCAGUGGCAAGAAGAGAGGCUUUGCUUUUGUAACCUUUGAUGACCAUGAUUCUGUGGAUAAGACUGUCAUUCAGAAAUACCAUACUGUGAAUGGCCACAACUGUGAAGUAAGGAAAGCCCUGUCAAAGUAAGAGAUGGCUAGUGCUUCAUCCAGCCAAAGAGGUCGAAGUGGUUCUGAAAACUUUGGUGGUGGUCAUGGAGGUGGUUUUGGUGGCAAUGACAACUUUGGCCGUGGAGAAAAUUUCAGUGGUCGAGGUGGCUUUGGUGGCAGCCAUGGUGGUGGUGGAUAUGGGGGCAGUGGGGAUGGGUACAAUGGAUUUGGUAAUGAUGGAAGCAAUUCUGGAGGUCGUGAAAGCUACAAUGAUUUUGGCAAUUACAACAAUCAGUCUUCAAAUUUUGGACCCAUGAAGGGAGGAAAUUUUGGAGGCAGAAACUCUGGCCCCUAUGGUGGUGGAGGCCAAUACUUUGCCAAACCAUGAAUCCAAGGUGGCUAUGGUGGUUCCAGUAGCAGCAGUAGCUAUGGCAGUAGCACAAGGUUUUAAUUAUUCCCAGGAAACAAAGCUUAGCAGGAGAGGAGAGCCAGAGAAGUAACAGGGAAGCUACAGGUUACAACAGAUUUGUGAACUCAACCAAGCACAGUGGUGGCAGGGCCUAGCUGCUCCAAAGAAGACAUGUUUUAGACAAUACUCAUGUGUAUGGGCAAAAAACUCGAGGACUGUAUUUGUGACUAAUUGUAUAACAGGUUAUUUUAGUUUCUGUUCUGUGGAAAGUGUAAAACAUUCCCAAAAAGGGUUUUAAAAUGUAGAUUUUUUUU
Messenger RNA from Microcebus murinus (gray mouse lemur), 2219 nucleotides. NCBI's taxonomy places the organism in Eukaryota, Metazoa, Chordata, Mammalia, Primates, Cheirogaleidae. The record is from RefSeq and is a predicted model, not a curated record.